Messenger RNA from Leishmania braziliensis MHOM/BR/75/M2904, 381 nucleotides. RefSeq lists its product as hypothetical. Gene Ontology annotation, biological process: microtubule-based movement. Bases 1 to 381 code for a protein of 126 amino acids. Gene Ontology annotation, cellular component: cytoplasmic dynein complex; cytoplasm. Gene Ontology annotation, molecular function: dynein intermediate chain binding. The transcript has a single exon. Lineage: Eukaryota; Euglenozoa; Kinetoplastea; Trypanosomatida; Trypanosomatidae. The record is from RefSeq and is a predicted model, not a curated record.
AUGGCAUCCGAGUAUGCCGCCGCCCCUCGUGAGGCCUUCACCAUGCCCCGCUCAGAGUCCAAGUUCUCUGUGCCCGCGGUGGAGAACAUCAUCAAGGGUGUCUGUGAGGACAUGAUCGGCCAGGAGCGACCGUACGUCUACGAGGAAGCACAACUGCUCAUCAAGGACUUGUGCGCCGAGAUCCAGCAACAGACUGUGCGUCUUGGCUACGAUCGGUACAAGCUGGUCACUCAUGCAACGGUCACGGAGGCCGCUAGCCAAGGCAUGCGCGUUGCCUCGCGUUGUCUGUGGGACCCGGAAACGGACAACUACGCGUCCUACACGUACUCGAGUCAGUACAUUCAUGUCAUCGUCGUUGUCUUUGGCGUUUACUGGGAGUAA